AGCCAAGAUGGCCGACUUCGAGGAUCGGAUGUCAGAUGAGGAGAAAGUACGCAUAGCCCCUAAAUUUAUCACUCAUGCACCCCCUGGGGAGUUUAAUGAAGUAUUCAAUGAUGUUCGGCUACUGCUUAAUAAUGACAAUCUCCUCAGGGAAGGGGCAGCACAUACAUUUGCUCAGUAUAACAUGGAUCAGUUCACACCUAUGCAGAUAGAAGGCUAUGAUGACCAGGUCUUAAUUACAGAGCACGGCAACAUUGGUAACAGCAAAUUUUUAGAUCCAAGACACAAAAUUUCCUUUAAGUUUGAUCAUUUAUGGAAAGAAGCGAGUGACCCCCAGCCAGAAGAUGUGGACGGAGGCUUGAAGUCUUGGAGAGAAUCCUGUGACAGUGCUUUAAGAGCCUAUGUGAAAGAGCACUAUUCCAACGGCUUCUCUACUGUUUAUGCUAAAACUAUAGAUGGGCAACAGAUCAUUAUUGCAUGUAUUGAAAGCCACCAGUUUCAGCCCAAAAACUUCUGGAAUGGUCGUUGGAGGUCAGAGUGGAAGUUCACCAUCACACCACCUACAGCCCAGGUGGUUGGAGUACUCAAGAUUCAGGUUCAUUACUAUGAAGAUGGCAAUGUUCAGUUGGUCAGUCAUAAAGAUGUACAAAAUUCAGUCACUGUUUCUAAUGAAGUCCAAACUGCCAAGGAGUUUAUUAAAAUCAUAGAGAGUGCAGAAAAUGAGUAUCAGACAGCAAUUAGUGAAAACUAUCAGACAAUGUCAGACACCACGUUCAAGGCCUUGCGCCGGCAGCUUCCAGUUACCCGCACCAAAAUCGACUGGAACAAGAUACUCAGUUACAAGAUUGGCAAAGAAAUGCAGAAUGCUUAAAGGCCAACUGUAGGAGUCUCCAGUACAAAGAAAGAAAAGGAUUCAACAUGGUGUGGUCAUAUGAUCAAUAGGUGAUUUAUAAACAAACAAGAGUGAUAUUUUGCUAGUUAACAAAGUUAACAGAUCUUCUAGCCUCAUGGAAUACUGUUGAGCCUACAGCACUGUCUUGAUUCUUUUGUGUGUGCGUGUUCUCUGCCUUGUAAUUUUCUGUUGUCACUAUAUCUACUUGUAAAUUUUUUUUAAUUCUGCUACAUUUAAUGUCAAAGAAAUCUAUCCUGAAGUCAUUUUGCUGUUUAGAAAAUUUCCUAGUCAUGACGUCCUGUUGCUGGUUUUUACAGAGUAUUUGGUCAGUACUCUUUACCCCAUGCUUUAAAGCAAUUCCAGUGCUUCAGUGGCUUUUACUGAUCCACCAAUUGCUAAAGAGGCUAUGUUAUGAACUGUAACUAAGGGGACGACACACUCCUCUGUCUGACUGCUUUGAUUGUAUAUAGCAUCUCACAAUUAUAGUUUUCAUACAUUUGGAUUGGGGCAUUUUGGGUCCAUGUUGGGAGGCAAAGGAAGCUUCUUGAAUAUUCCAUGGCAGCAGCUUCUCUGGGAACUUGUUUUUAAAUCCAAAGACUUGAACCACAUCCCCUGCACAUGAACGUUUAUUUUCAUUCUCUCAUCUCCUCCCAUAUACUUCCAUUGUAGCCAUAGAUGUCUGCAGGAAGUGCAGCUUAGAAAAUACAUUGGGGAAAACCAGAAUUGUCAGUCAAUCACAUGGGCCUAUUUUCUUUAAUGGAAAGAAAUGCCUGAUCACCUGGAAUGCUGGAAUGACAGGAUCAAACUACCUGGGGAUCCUUUGCUAUUCUAUUAGCAACCUCCAACUGAAGCCCCACUCCACCCCUUCCCACACACAAUAUUCUGAGUAUUGUUUAGGCCCUAGUCCUGGGCUUUGUCUCUCAGUGAAUAGAACUUAUGUCUAUUACAUAUCCUUCCUUUCUAGGCCUCAGCCCUAAAUUCUGUUUGUCAGUCAAUAAACCUCAUUCUUAUUGUAAAGGACACAGGUGCUUUACUAUUUGGCAAGGGAAUUUUGAUGUAGCUAGCCCUGAAGCUUUGUUUUGAGAAUUGUCACGUGGAGACUUUUUUUCCCAAAGUUCUACUAUGUUCAAAUGUGUGAAAAAAUUAAAACACAGGAUCAGAUUGUCGAAGUCUUGAUCUUGUCUGACCAA
This is a messenger RNA of Myodes glareolus (Bank vole), 2079 nucleotides long. Its product is annotated as F-actin-capping protein subunit alpha-1. The record is from RefSeq and is a predicted model, not a curated record. Gene Ontology annotation, cellular component: F-actin capping protein complex; cortical cytoskeleton. Gene Ontology annotation, biological process: barbed-end actin filament capping; actin cytoskeleton organization. Gene Ontology annotation, molecular function: actin filament binding. Lineage: Eukaryota; Metazoa; Chordata; Mammalia; Rodentia; Cricetidae.